Molecule: messenger RNA, 1829 nt
Organism: Carlito syrichta (Philippine tarsier)
Lineage: Eukaryota; Metazoa; Chordata; Mammalia; Primates; Tarsiidae
Gene: POLDIP2
Product: DNA polymerase delta interacting protein 2
Exons: 11
Coding region: 612-971 (119 amino acids)
Biological process (GO): error-free translesion synthesis
Cellular component (GO): mitochondrial nucleoid; nucleus
Source: RefSeq, a predicted model, not a curated record
GAACUGGGGCCUUCCCGCCAGCGGCUACCACGACGACGCGGAGGCACCUCUCGUCCCGAAACCGACCAGAGGGCAAAGUGUUGGAGACAGUCGGUGUGUUUGAGGUGCCAAAACAGAAUGGAAAAUAUGAGACUGGGCAGCUUUUCCUUCAUAGUGUUUUUGGCUACCGAGGUGUUGUCCUGUUUCCCUGGCAGGCCAGACUAUAUGACCGGGAUGUGGCUUCUGCAGCUCCAGAAAAAACAGAGAACCCUGCUGGCCACGGCUCUAAGGAGGUGAAAGGCAAAACUCACACUUAUUACCAGUCUCAGAGAUCUCAGACAGAAGCUGUGACUUUCUUGGCUAACCAUGAUGACAGCCGGGCCCUCUAUGCGAUCCCAGGUCUGGACUAUGUCAGCCAUGAAGACAUCCUCCCCUAUACCUCUACUGAUCAGGUUCCCAUCCAACAUGAGCUCUUUGAAAGAUUUCUUCUGUAUGACCAGACAAAAGUACCCCCUUUUGUGGCUCGAGAGACGCUACGGGCCUGGCAAGAGAAGAAUCACCCCUGGCUGGAGCUCUCUGAUGUGCACCGGGAAACAACUGAGAAUAUCCGUGUGACCGUCAUCCCCUUCUAUAUGGGCAUGAGGGAAGCCCAGAAUUCCCAUGUCUACUGGUGGCGCUACUGUAUCCGCUUGGAGAACCUUGACAGUGACGUGGUACAGCUCCGGGAGCGGCACUGGAGGAUAUUCAGUCUCUCUGGCACCCUAGAGACCGUGCGAGGCCGAGGGGUGGUGGGCAGGGAGCCAGUGUUAUCCAAGGAGCAGCCUGCGUUCCAGUAUAGCAGUCAUGUCUCGCUGCAAGCUUCAAGUGGGCACAUGUGGGGUACGUUCCGCUUCGAGAGACCUGAUGGCUCCCACUUUGAUGUUCGAAUCCCUCCCUUCUCCCUGGAAAGCAAUAAAGAUGAGAAGACACCACCCUCAGGCCUUCACUGGUAGGCCAGCGGAGGCCAAGUACCCAGGCUUGGCCCCUGGAAGAACAGCUCUCAUCCCACGACUGCUGCAGAACUCUUCUCACUCACCAUCAUGGGCCACAGCGGGUCUCUGAAUUUGAUUGUGGGGCUUUUGGGGAAGGGGUGGUGUAACUUUUCUUUAGAGGACCCGUGUAGGAUGCCUCCAAGGCUGGCCUCCUCAUAAGCCCUGCCUGCCAUGUUCCAGUAAACCUUCCCACCAAGGAACUGUGUUCAGCUGUCACAGGCCCUGAGUUUCCUGGCCUGUCACACAGGUUGUCUGGAAUGUGAGGUUUGGCCAAUAAACCAGUGCACGCUUGGCCACCCUUGCCAUUUCUGCCCCUGGAGUCUCAGGUUCCCCUUCUGACCCAGUGGGGGCCCUUGAUUGCUCCCCAAGCUACCCUUCCAAGGAGCUGUCUUCCAUUAGGAUAUGUGCCUGUUUCCCUCUGAGCCUGAAGGCUGGCUGGACGAUCUCCCAGGGUCACUGUGCCUCUCAGCCAGCUUCAGGGUUGGAGUGGCCUGGCUCUCAGCACUGGCCAACCAUUGUCACCUCUGACUUCGCUGGGCCUGAGAGAGGAGUGAGGCAAGCCAGCUGGGUUUCCUGGAGCAGUGCGCUUGCCAGCCGUGAGCGCGAGUCUGUCAAGCAUCCAGACCACAGAUGCAGGAGGAAUUGAGCCGAAGAGCAGCUCUAGGUAUGGACGAUGACUAAGCCAGGCCACUUCCUGAGCCAGAGAUGAAUUGUGCUGCGUUUUGCCCCAGUUCUUAGGAUUUCUUCUCUCCCGCCACUUCAGUGAUUGUUAGAGGUCAUUUUCUUCUUGAACUAACAUUAAAUCUCAGCUCCAGCCUU